CUGUCUGUCUCGCUCACUCUAUAUAUCUGUCUAAGGCCCUGUUUACACCUGGUAUUAAGAUGCGAUUGGAUUUUUGGUCAAUCGGAUUACAAGUGGACGACAGAGAGACACAUGUCGUUCACACCUCGUGUUUUAAUCCAUUUCUUUUUUCCACUUUUAACCGCUUCUGUCCUGAUUACUUUGAGGGGAUGGUCUGUGGGCGAAUCAUUAAAACACAAGCGAGAGAAAAGACCGGUUUGUAUUUAUAUAUAAAUGUAUUUAUAGUAUAUAUUUAUAUAAGUAUAUAUUUCAGAACAAUUGAUGAAAUAAGUUUGUGCUUAUUAAAAUGAAAUAAAAAUCAAAGAGCACAUUUGAGAACAUCAGCAUCUACACCACAAAAGACUACCUCUGAAUGUGGACGAAAGCGGAUGAGCUUAAAACAUUUCACACCCCAUUUACACCUGUACUUAGUGUUGUCCACUUGUCAUCCAAUCGACCCAAACACAUCUUAAUCCAGCUGUAAAUAUGGCCUGACUGUCUGUCUCUCACUCCAUGGAUCUUCUUUGCUUUCUUUUCAAAUGUAAUGAGAGAUUUUGUAGAUGUGAUAUUAAAGUCAGCCAGUGAACAUUUGGUGUCUUUGAGCUGGCGUGUGUGUGUUUGGACUCUGUCGACCCUGUGAUUUCUAGAAAGAAGUGAUGUGUUGUUUUUCUCUUGAACUUUGACCUGAUGUGACAGUAACUCAUUGGUUUGGUGAUGUGUGAGACGUGAUUCAGGAAUGGGGGGAUGCUCUAAAGGAAAACUCAUAUGGUUGCAUUAAAGAGACGUGUUGGAUGAUCUCGAUCGAGUCAGACAUGCUUGUGUCAUCUGUGCUCGCCGCUGCAUCUUCUGCCAUCGCUCGAUCUCUGUGUAUACGUCCAGCAGUGAUGCACAAGAGGAGUAUCAGCGCUGCUGGAGGACUGCGACGCUUUCAGGACAUCCCUCACACCGGCAGUAACGGCUGGAUCAAUCUGCUGCGAUUCUGGAAAGAAGGAAGAUUCAGUCAGCUCCACAAACACAUGGACAACACUUUCAAACAACUCGGACCCAUUUACAGAGAGUAUUUGGGCUCUCAGAGCACCGUGAACAUCAUGUUGCCGAUGGACAUCGGUGAGUUGUUUCGUUCGGAGGGUUUACACCCGCGUCGCAUGACUCUACAGCCCUGGGCGACACACAGAGAGACACGCAAACACAGCAAAGGCGUCUUCCUCAAGAACGGUACAGAGUGGCGUGCUGACAGAUUGCUGUUGAACAAAGAAGUGAUGGUCAGUUCAGCCGUGCGGCGCUUUCUGCCUCUUCUGGAUGAUGUAGCGCAGGAUUUCUGUCGUUCGCUGAGACAGCGGGUGGAGAUGGAAGGUGUGGGUGAGACGGGUCAGCGCAGUAUGACCCUUGACCCCAGCCCUGAUCUCUUUCGCUUCGCUCUGGAAGCGAGCUGUCAUGUUCUGUAUGGUGAACGGAUCGGUCUGUUCUCCUCGACACCAUCACAAGAGUCUGAACGCUUUAUUUGGGCUGUUGAGCGCAUGCUGGCCACGACCCCUCCGCUCCUCUAUCUGCCCCGCCGUCUGCUCCGGCACGCGCCUCUGUGGACUCAACACGCCACUGCAUGGGACAACAUCUUCAGUCACGCGGAGACUCGGAUUCAGAGGGGCUAUCAGCGGCUGCAGACGCGUGUCGCAGGGGCAGGAGGAGGAUCAGAGGGGAAGUUUUUGGGUGUGCUGGGGCAGUUAAUAGAAGCAGGGCAGUUAUCACUGGAGCUGAUUAGAGCUAACAUCACAGAACUCAUGGCCGGUGGUGUUGAUACGACCGCCGUCCCGCUGCAGUUCGCUCUCUUUGAGUUGGCGCGUAACCCUGACGUGCAGGAGCAGGUACGCGCCCAGGUGAUGUCAUCAUGGGAGCGAGCAGCAGGAGAUCCUCAGAAGGCUCUGCAGGGAGCGCCGCUUCUGAAGGGAACGGUGAAGGAGACCCUGAGACUCUAUCCUGUGGGCAUCACAAUCCAGAGAUAUCCUGUUAAAGACAUCGUCCUCCAGAAUUAUCACAUACCAGCAGGGGAGUUAGUUCAGGUGUGUUUAUAUCCUCUGGGACGGAGUCAUGAAGUCUUUCAGAAUCCUCAGCGCUUCGACCCCAGCCGCUGGAGAGGAGCUGACAGAGGGCGCCACAGUGAGAAUGUGACCAUGGAGACGGGUUCCGGUGGGGGGUUUCGCUCGCUGGCGUUUGGGUUUGGGUCGAGGCAGUGUGUGGGCCGCAGAAUAGCAGAAAAUGAGAUGCAGCUGCUGUUGCUACACAUCCUGAGGAAUUUCCGACUGACUGUAUCAUCUAGAGAAGAUUUGAACACCAAAUACACCCUAAUACUGAUGCCAGAAUCUCCACCCAGAAUCACCUUCAGUACUCUAUGUGAUCAUGUGCCUGUAUAGAACUGAGAGCUGCAGGUGUUUUACUGCGAUCUAAUGACCUCACAGACAUCAUCAUCAUCAUCAUCUACUGUACAGUUGUAUUAUAUCAACCGGUUGUAACACAUUUAUGUCAGACUUACAGUUAUUCAAUAAAACUUUUAUAUUUUG
Molecule: messenger RNA, 2573 nt
Organism: Misgurnus anguillicaudatus (oriental weatherfish)
Lineage: Eukaryota; Metazoa; Chordata; Actinopteri; Cypriniformes; Cobitidae
Source: RefSeq, a predicted model, not a curated record